This is a messenger RNA of Nicotiana tabacum (common tobacco), 2459 nucleotides long. Lineage: Eukaryota; Viridiplantae; Streptophyta; Magnoliopsida; Solanales; Solanaceae. The record is from RefSeq and is a predicted model, not a curated record.
CUUUUUGCCGCUUUGGUAAGUGAUGUUAUUUCGUGGAUGGGGCAGGUGCUUUUAUUACAAGGGAAUCUCGGGGUCAGUUUUGGUAGGUGUUUGGGCCUUGGGGUCUUAAACGACAAGUGCAAGGAGAUUUAAUUAUCUAGUUUGGCAUGGGGAUAGAGGGAUAAAUGUCUCUACUCUCCUUCUCAGACCCUUCCUCAUUGGUAUGCUUUAAGUUGAUAAAUCUGUUGUUAUGUGAGCUUCUUCCUUAAUUGGUUUUGGUGUUAAAAGUUAAUACCUUACCCUCCAGUUGAAUUUGUGAGGUUAGUACUCUAAUCCUCAAUCUAUUGUGUCUAAUUAUCGUUCAUAAUUGUGAGACUAAAGGAAAAAUGCAGUUCAACUGCAUCUCUAUCUGCUCAUGGUGGAUCAUAGCAAAUUUCAGCUGCCUUCAAUUGUCUGAUCCGAAAAGAUGCUACUUCCUACUUGUCUAGUUGCAUCAUUCCCCUGACCUGUCUAGGGAGAUCUUCAUACCUUGUGUAAAUAUCAUAUAACUAUAAUAUUUUUUUUACUAAAGUCAUAUAGCUUUAUUUUCUCAUACCAAAGUCUUAAAAUUUUCACUACUUUACUCACAAAGUCAUAGUUACCGGAAAAGACAAUUCUCCGGUAAUUUUUUCGUAUUCUACCAAUUUUUAUUUUAAAUUCAGUCUAAUAAAUUAUGACUCAAUUAAAAUAUGACCCUAUCCGACCCGAUAUCCACAUCCACAAAUUAAACAUCCCCCAAAUCUGAUACUUAGUUCUUUCUCAAGCAUCUUUUAGGGCUCUCAAGCAAGGAUCAGCAAAAUACAUACUACUAUCUCAAUUCUCUUCUCAAGCAACGGUGUUUCGAGGCUCUCAAGCACUGGUCUUUCAGGGCUCUCAAGCCAAAAAGAUGGCUUCCUCUCCAUCUCAGAGGAGUACUUUAAGGGACAACCAUAAUACUUUUGCUGCACUUAGUGACCACACAAAUGCUUUUGCUGCACUAGGAAUGACUCCAAAAGAGGGUUCAAGUAUCGAUUUGAGUCUCCUGUUCAAUGAAAGCUCUGAAGCUGGUGUGUUGCAUUUAUUUGCAAUGCGUUCGUUGUUAUCAAUCGCUUCUGCUGUUGGUAAACCUAUUGCCAUUGAUAAAGCGACACAACUUAAAUCCAGACCAAGCACAGCGAAGGUAAAGGUAAUCUUAGACCUAAUGAACAAGCAUCCCAAGCGUGUGAGGAUCCAAAGCUUGGAUACAAUCUCUGGAAAAAUCAUUGAAGUGUUUUAGGAAAUUGUUUAUGACAAUAUGCCUUUGUACUGUAACUGUUGCAAACACCAGGGCCACGACGAGAAAACAUGUCGAUAUAUAUCGAAAAAGACUCACAACCCAGCUGCGAUUGAUGAACUUGAAGUUUUUCAAGAACAAACUACUGGGGAAAAGUACACUGGUGAUUUACGUCAACUUCUGAAUGAGAAGAGGGGAGUGAAUGAAGGGGAUCGAUUUGCUGGAGAACAAAAUAGUUUGGCGAAAAAGAAAAUGGGUGAAAAUCAAACUGGGAUUCAUGAACAUGGUGAAAGUUCAGUCAAGAUAUCACAUAUAUGUGGCGUUCCUAGUACUACUGUAGUGCAUGUUGAAGCAGCUAAUACUUUAGUGAAUAAUGCUGUUUUGAAUGCAACUUGGGAUCGAGCUGCAGUAGUGGAAGCAGUGGAGAAAUCAAACGUGCAAAAACUGAGUGAUGCUUCAAAAUUUGAUAUAAAUCCUGGGCUACAGGGAGGUGUUGAGCUAAAUAAAGUUUCAGCUGUUAUUACUUCUAAGGAUGAAAAACGACCAGUUCAUGUAGGCUCACAAUUGGAGGGUAAGCAUGCAACAAUAGCAGUUGUAGAGCAUCAUAAAAAUGCUGGACAAGAACCAGCUACUGUUGGUUCUAAGCUGGAGGCAACUGUUAAUCGACAUCCUGUUGGGAUUGCUAAUCAUAACGCUGCAAUUGGUGAUACAAGGUUGAAGGAUAUCCCUGCCUCUACAGAUUUUACAAGGAUGUACUCAGCUACUGCUGGUGCGUUGAAGGCUGCUGCCGAUCGAGCGGAUACUUCUAACAAGCCUGAUAUGGUUCAACAGCAGUUUGGAGCAUCAGGUACAGCUGUUGAUGUACAUAAGGAGCAACAAGAACUGGAAUGUGUUGGUGUUGAACAAGCUAAACACUCUCCAAAAGGUGUAAGGCAACAACCAGCUGCACACACACUUGCUGAUGAUCAGCAGAAAACUGCAGAGAAAAUCUCUGACAAAACAGCUACUGCCCAGAACUCUGGUAAUGAAAACAUUGGGACUAAGAGCGUAUUGAGGGAAAAUCAAAAUGGGAAGGUGAUCGGGGAUGUUAAGAAAGCUGACAUGAACAAAAAGGAAGGAGAUUGGAGCUUGGUAACAAAUAGGAAAACACCCACAAAGAAGUAGGUCUCACCAAAACAAUAGAAUAAAA